Molecule: messenger RNA, 825 nt
Organism: Lasiodiplodia theobromae
Lineage: Eukaryota; Fungi; Ascomycota; Dothideomycetes; Botryosphaeriales; Botryosphaeriaceae
Product: mRNA 3end-processing protein
Exons: 2
Coding region: 1-825 (274 amino acids)
Molecular function (GO): metal ion binding; RNA binding
Source: RefSeq, a predicted model, not a curated record
AUGGCCGUCGAGCUCCAGCAGCAGCCCGCCGGUGGGCCUCCCACGGCACCCGCCGUCGCCGCCGCCGCCACAACCACCACCUUGCCGCUUGCCCAGCGCAUCCUGCAGCCCGACAACCAGCCGCAUUUCAACUUCAGCUUCAACGACUUCCUCAAGCGCGAAUAUCGUUUCGGCCUCGACCCCAGCCGGCCCAUCUGCAAUGCCUUCAAGCAGGGCCACUGCCCGCUCGGCAACGCCUGUCCAGACAAACACCCUACAUCGUCCGCUUUCAACAACUCCUUCCACGGCAGCCUCGUCUGCAAGCACUGGCUCCGCGGCCUUUGCAAAAAAGGCGAAGCCUGCGAGUUCCUUCACGAAUACAACCUGCGACGGAUGCCCGAAUGCAACCACUACUCCCGACACCUGACCUGCUCCAACGGCGACGACUGCCUCUACCUGCACAUCGACCCCGAGUCCAAACGCCCUCCCUGCCCCCACUACGACCGCGGCUUCUGCCCCCUCGGACCCCGCUGCGCUAAGAAGCACGUCCGAAAAGACCGCAUCUGCCGUUAUUAUCUCGCCGGCUUCUGCCCCAACGGCAAGCAGUGCCAGGAAGGCGCCCAUCCCCGCUGGCAGGACGACUUGAAGAAGCCCGAAGUGCGUGCCGAGAAGACGCAGGAGGAGCUGGAGCGCGAGAGGGCACAGAGGGAGGAGGAGGCGAGGAGAGAGGAGGAGAGGGAGAGGGAGCGCUUCGAGGAAAGAAAUCCAGGCAUGGGCGGACCUGGGAAGUUCAGAGGUGGCUGGCAAGGGAGGAAGAAACGGAGCGGGAGGAGAGGCAGGUAUUGA